UCUACUCUCUCUCUCUGUCCUCUGUCUGUCUCUCUCUCUCUCUAGACUCUCUCCACCCAAAAUCUGCAACAUCUACAGGGGAAAAGAAAAAGAAAAAAGACCUCAAAUUUCAAGUCACCGUGCAAAACCCAAAAAAGCAGAGCACAAAUUCACCCGAAAGAACAAGGAUAAGCGAACCAGGUUCAAAACUUAAAUAUCAUCCGUAUAAUAAGCUCAUGAAGCUUGCAAGUUGAGUGAGAGAUACAACAAAGCAGUCUUUAAUUUUCAUCAGGUGGAUAAAAAAUUGACAGCUUCUAUAGCUUAUUGAUUAAAUUGAGAGAUCUCCUGGGCUGGUACUCUGUUUGGCCUUGAGAAAUGUUGAAUUACAAUCUUCUGAUACUUGAUUGGUAGUGCUUGUAGCGGAAUUUGUUUUUAGCAUCUUUGUUCAUACCCAGAAGACAUUACAUGGCUACUUCAUGUGAAAGGUGGAUUGAUGGUCUUCAAUUCUCAUCGCUGUUUUGGCCCCCGCCACAAGAUGCCCAUCAACGAAAGGCCCAAGUUACUGCCUAUGUUGAAUACUUUGGUCAGUUCACAUCAGAACAAUUUCCGGAGGAUAUAGCUGAGCUGAUCCGUAACCGUUAUCCAUCGAAGGAAAGACGCCUUUUUGAUGACGUCUUAGCAAUAUUUGUCCUUCAUCAUCCAGAGCAUGGACAUGCUGUCAUUCUUCCUCUUAUUUCAUGUAUCAUUGACGGUACACUGGAGUAUGAUCGAAGUAGUCCUCCAUUUGCUUCUUUCAUUUCCUUAGUCUGCCCAAGUAGCGAGAAUGAGUACUCCGAACAGUGGGCUCUGGCAUGUGGAGAGAUUUUAAGAAUUUUGACUCACUACAAUCGCCCAAUUUACAAGAGCGAGUGUCAACACAGUGACGCAGACAGAAGUGACAGUGGCGGCCUUGCUACAACUAGUAACUCUGCAAACGGGGAUGUACAGCACGAGAGGAAAACAUUAAGGCCUUUAUCUCCAUGGAUUACUGAUAUACUGUUGGCUGCACCUCUGGGUAUUAGAAGCGACUACUUCCGUUGGUGUGGUGGAGUGAUGGGAAAAUAUGCAGCUGGAGAACUCAAGCCACCUUCAACUACUUCCCGUGGAUCUGGGAAGCAUCCUCAGCUCAUGCCAUCAACUCCAAGGUGGGCUGUUGCCAACGGCGCUGGUGUUAUAUUAAGUGUUUGUGAUGAGGAAGUUGCUCGCUAUGAGACGGCUACUUUAACUGCGGCUGCUGUUCCUGCACUUCUGCUUCCUCCUCCAACAACGGCUAUGGAUGAGCACCUUGUUGCAGGGCUACCUGCUCUUGAGCCAUAUGCACGAUUAUUUCAUCGCUAUUAUGCAAUUGCGAGUCCGAGCGCCACCCAAAGGCUUCUCCUUGGACUACUAGAAGCGCCACCAUCAUGGGCUCCUGAUGCACUUGAUGCUGCUGUACAACUAGUGGAACUGCUUAGAGCUGCUGAAGAUUAUGCAACUGGCAUGAGGCUUCCAAGAAACUGGAUGCAUUUGCAUUUUCUGCGUGCAAUUGGGACUGCAAUGUCAAUGAGAGCUGGCAUUGCUGCAGAUGCUGCCGCAGCGCUGCUUUUUCGUGUACUUUCACAGCCUGCAUUGCUUUUUCCUCCACUAAGGCAAGUCGAAGGAGUUGAAGUUCAACAUGAUCCUCCGCCUACUUAUAUUUCAUGCUACAGGAAACAGAUAGAAGUGCCUGCCGCUGAAGCAACAAUCGAAGCCACUGCCCAAGGGAUUGCAUCGAUGCUUUGUGCCCAUGGGCCUGAGGUUGAAUGGAGAAUAUGUACGAUAUGGGAAGCAGCUUAUGGCCUAAUUCCAUUAAGUUCCUCAGUCGUCGACCUUCCUGAAAUCAUAGUCGCAACCCCCUUGCAACCUCCCAUUUUAUCAUGGAAUUUAUACAUACCUCUCCUUAAAGUCUUGGAGUAUCUUCCUCGUGGAAGUCCAUCUGAAGCAUGUCUCAUGAAAAUUUUUGUUGCCACUGUUGAAGCCAUUCUUCAAAGAACGUUUCCACCCCAGUCCUCCAGAGAAGAAAUCAGGAAAACAAGAUUUCUUUUCGGUAUUGGGUCUGCCUCGAAAAAUCUUGCUGUUGCCGAGCUUCGUACAAUGGUGCACUCAUUAUUUCUGGAAUCAUGUGCCUCCUUGGAGCUUGCUUCUCGCUUACUUUUUGUUGUGUUGACUGUGUGUGUCAGUCACGAAGCUCAGCACAUUGCGAGCAAAAGGCCAAAAGGUGAAGAUAAUUAUCCUUCCGAUGAAAUCGUUGAGGACUUGCAAGUGAUGUCAAACAACCAGAGAGAAAAGAGAAAUAGGAAAACAAAAAAGCAAGGUCCUGUAGCAGCAUUUGAUUCUUAUGUAUUAGCGGCUGUCUGUGCUCUUUCUUGUGAACUUCAGUUGUUCCCUUUGAUAUCAAAAGGAAGUAACCAUUUAGAUUUCAAAGACAUGCAUGAUGUAGCAAAGCCUGCAAAGAUCAAUGGAUCUUCUAAUGAGUUCCGGAACAGUGUUGACUCGGCGGUUCGUCAUACUCACAGAAUAUUGGCAAUUUUAGAGGCUCUUUUUUCACUGAAACCGUCUUUGGUUGGCACGUCGUGGAGUUACAGUUCAAAUGAGAUAGUUGCUGCAGCUAUGGUUGCGGCUCAUAUCUCCGAACUAUUCAGACGGUCAAAGGCUUGUAUGCAUGCUCUCUCCGUCUUGAUGCGAUGCAAGUGGGAUAAAGAAAUUCACUCCCGAGCAUCUUCACUAUAUAAUCUCAUUGAUAUACACAGCAAGGCUGUUGCAUCUAUAGUCAACAAAGCCGAACCACUUGAAGCAUAUUUGAUGCACGGACCGGUUUGGAAAGAUACUCCAGUGUGUCUUAAUGGCAUAAAACAAAAUAAAUGUGCAACAACUAGCCGCACCGAAUCAGUGCAAACGUCUUCGUUGCAUUGCGAUAAUUCGAUCGAUUUGGAAACUUCACUUAUGAGUGUGAGAGAUUCACAAUCUAGUGAAGGCAGUGGAAAUCUCACAGGCAAAGGGAUUGCGAAUUUUCCAUUAGAUGCUUCAGAUUUGGCGAACUUUCUCACAAUGGAUAGGCAUAUAGGGUUUAAUUGUAGUGCACAUGUUCUUCUGAGGUCAGUGUUGGCAGAGAAGCAAGAAUUAUGUUUCUCUGUUGUUUCCUUGCUGUGGUACAAAUUGAUUGCAGCGCCCGAAACACAACCUAGUGCGGAAAGUACUUCUGCCCAGCAAGGAUGGAGGCAGGUGGUUGAUGCACUAUGCAAUGUCAUAAAAGCAACACCAACAAAAGCUGCAACAGCCGUUGUUCUUCAGGCCGAGAGGGAAUUGCAGCCUUGGAUCGCUAAAGAUGAUGAUCGAGGACAAAAGAUGUGGAGAAUCAACCAGCGAAUCGUGAAACUGAUUGUGGAGCUAAUGAGAAAUCACGAUACCCCAGAAUCAUUGGUAAUUUUGGCUAGUGCUUCAGAUCUUCUUCUGCGUGCUACAGACGGGAUGCUCGUUGACGGAGAAGCAUGCACUUUGCCACAGCUCGAGCUCCUGGAAGCAACCGCUAGAGCAAUUCAACCUGUUCUUGAGUGGGGUGAAUCGGGAUUGGCAGUUGCAGAUGGCCUUUCAAAUCUUUUAAAGUGUCGUCUACCGGCAACAAUACGAUGCCUUUCUCAUCCAAGUGCUCACGUCCGUACUCUUAGCACGUCAGUUCUUCGUGAUAUUUUGCAUUAUGCUCCAAUAAAAUCUAGUAGGACUAAACAAGUGGAAAUAAGUGCCAUACACGAAGCCCCUUAUCGAUACCUUGAUGUAGGCACCAUUGACUGGCUAGCAGAUAUCGGAAAGUGUCUAACGUGGGAAGCUCAUAGCAGACUUGCAACCGGAAUGCCUAUUCAAUUUCUGGACAUUGCUGCUAAGGAAUUAGGAUGUACCAUAUCAAUUUGACUUUGACAUUUCUAGUAUUUUAUAGUUGCUUUAGGGUUCACUUGAAUAUUCAUUACAUGUGAGGAUUUAUGAAUACUACAGAAAAACCAGUUUGCUUGAAGGAUGCAGUACAGGUAGGGCCAGAGAAGAAAAAAAAGUCGCAAAAAUGUCAUUACAAUCCUUCAGGCGGGUAGUGAUUGGUGUACAGCGAGAUUGUAGCAGACGAGCGAUAAUACAGGCAUUAUUAUGUCAGUGUCUAAAUUUCUUUCGCUCGAGGAAGUUGUAUUUGUACUGCUGAGCCCAAAACCAUUCUUGGUGAGUAGAUGGAUCACCAUGGAUUUCUUUUGGCACAAGAAUGGCAAAUGCCAGGCUGCCUCGGCUUUUCAACAAUCGAGUUCUUUUCUCUAAUUUUAAUGCUCUAAUUAUGUUGAUAUAUCUGUUGGGAAUUGUGCUGCUGGUGUUGUUUUUCUCCAUGAAUCUGACUCUGAUGGAGCUGUGAAUUUCUUGUCUAAAAUCGUUCAUGGCUUUGUGAAUCAAUCCAUUGCCAUGUUUAGUGCCA
Molecule: messenger RNA, 4480 nt
Organism: Camellia sinensis
Lineage: Eukaryota; Viridiplantae; Streptophyta; Magnoliopsida; Ericales; Theaceae
Source: RefSeq, a predicted model, not a curated record